CUACAACGCCCUGGGUGGUGGGGGACCUGGACGUGUGAAAGGCUUUGGUCGCAAUGGGGAGGUGGAAGUGGCGUUCGAUCCCUCGUCACUUUAUGUCCCAUCGCUGGACCUCUCCACCACCAAGGUGGCCGGCCUGCCGAUCCCACCCCCACUUGCAAUCGACAUUCAUCCCAACUUGCUCGAGGGGUACGUUGACAGGUCCACAGGCGAUGCAGAAUUCGACUUUGAGGCGCUUUUCAGUUUCACGGUGUCUGAAUUGUACCAGCCUUCCCCACUCUUCGUGAAGUGCAAGCUGUCCACUGGCAAUGCGCAGGGAGCCCUCUUCAGCGCAACUGGAGAGAAGCUCAACGAUGAUGGGCGUGGAAA
Ostreobium quekettii is the source of this 366-nucleotide messenger RNA. Lineage: Eukaryota; Viridiplantae; Chlorophyta; Ulvophyceae; Bryopsidales; Ostreobiaceae. The record is from the annotation of a GenBank genome assembly.